This is a messenger RNA of Laccaria bicolor S238N-H82, 525 nucleotides long. RefSeq lists its product as uncharacterized. The transcript is spliced from 2 exons. The record is from RefSeq and is a predicted model, not a curated record. The coding region runs from base 1 to 525 and encodes 174 amino acids. NCBI's taxonomy places the organism in Eukaryota, Fungi, Basidiomycota, Agaricomycetes, Agaricales, Hydnangiaceae.
AUGCUGUAUAAAAGCCCCCAAACCCGCCUUCAUGUCUCUUGUCUUCUUACUACCAUCUCACCCCUCUUGUCUUCUCCUUCAAUCCGAACUGGCGGUUUACCAGAGCUCCCACCUCUUUUGGACACCGAUGGCGGUCAAGUGCCAUCGGCGAGGAUCCUACUUAUGCGGUCAUUGCCAUCGCCCAUUGACGCCAUUGCCUUCGGCGGAUCAUCGUCGACUCGCCGGCACUCCACCAUCGCGCUUCAUCGAAGAUCCCCUUUGCCACUCACUGACGAUGCGCGCCGUGCUGACAUUGAGUUUCAGAAAUUCCGUUCUCGCCACAAGAUCCAUGACGAAAACAAGUCCGUUGCCGCUACAAGAGCCAACGAUGAAGAACCCACAAGAACCAACGGCCGAAUGAAAAGUCCCACAAGAACCAAUGAUGAAGCCCUGGGUCCUGCAGAAGCCAUACCACACCAACUGGGCGCGUAUGGCGUUACUGGUCGUCACUUCAGGGGUCUUUUUCGUUGGGUGCUCUGGCCUUGA